Molecule: messenger RNA, 2049 nt
Organism: Hydractinia symbiolongicarpus
Lineage: Eukaryota; Metazoa; Cnidaria; Hydrozoa; Anthoathecata; Hydractiniidae
Product: probable serine incorporator
Exons: 10
Coding region: 187-1551 (454 amino acids)
Cellular component (GO): membrane
Source: RefSeq, a predicted model, not a curated record
UUUAAGGAAAACAUAGAUAAAAAAGGAUGAUGAAAGAACAUUUCGGUUCCCGGCGAAACACAGAUUGACCUACUCAAAGUAGUAAUUAUUUUACUUUAACAACAAAAAUGGUAGCAAUUAUUUCGGUCUAAAUUUUUAACUGACUCACCUCAAGUUUAGAACUUUUAUGGUUCCUCGAUACAUGAUAUGGGGAGUGUUUUGGGAUUACUAGGCGGCUGUUCAGUUGCUAGUUGUUUACCAUCUAUUGGUGGUUGUUGUGCAACUCAGGCAGCUUGUUGCUGUGGAUCAGCUGCAUGCAGUCUUUGUUGCAAGGCUUGUCCAUCAUGCAAGAAUUCAACUGCAGCUCGCAUUGGCUAUACUUUUAUGCUGUUACUGGCCUUUAUAUUGUCAUGUGUUAUGUUGUCACCAGGGCUACGUGACAAGUUAGAAAAAAUUCCUCAAUUCUGUGAUCGUGUUGGUGAAGAAAACUGUGACAAAGUAGUUGGAUACUUGGCAGUAUAUCGUGUUUGCUUUGCAGCUGCUGCAUUCUUUUUCUUCAUGGCCAUUGUCAUGUUUAAAGUCAAGAGCAGCCAAGAUCCUAGGGCCAAAUUUCAAAACGGAUUUUGGGCAAUCAAAUUUUUAAUGUUCAUUGGCUUGUUGGUUGGAGCAUUUUUUAUCCCAAAAGGGGAUUUUUCUGAAACAUGGAUGUAUGUUGGUAUGACAGGAGGUUUCUUGUUUAUUUUAAUUCAACUUGUGUUGCUGAUUGAUUUUGCUUACAAGUGGUCAGAACGAUGGAUUGGUAAUUACGAAGAAACAGAUAACAAAAAAUGGUUUAUUGGACUUGCGGUCAGCACGGGUGUAUUAUACGCCAUUGCUUUGACGAUUGUUAUAUGUUGUUACUUGUUCUAUACACAGAAAUCUGGAUGCAGCUUAAAUAAGUUCUUCAUCAGUUUCAAUUUAAUCCUCUGCGUCAUCGUUUCCCUCAUGACCAUACAUCCGCGUAUCCAAGACUCUCAGCCCACAUCUGGCUUGCUGCAAGCUGCAGUCAUCUCAGCAUACGCAAUGUAUUUGACGUGGUCAGCCAUGAGCAAUGAGCCUGAUGAAACCUGCAACCCAAGUGGUAGUUUUUUAAAGAGCACGAGCCUAGCACCAGGAUUCGACAUGCAAACUGGAUUCUCUGCUGCUUUGUUGUUUGUAACAGUGGUGUAUUCUUGUAUUAAGACGAGUAGUGGCUCAUCACUUUCCAUUCAAGCUGACAGCAUGGAAAACGUUCUCAUAAAUGAUGAUCAGGACGAGGAUGUGGAGAUCAAAGGUCAAAAGGUUUACGACAAUGAAAGUACUCAAGUAGCGUAUAGCUACUCAUUUUUUCAUUUCACUUUCUUCCUGGCGUCACUCUACAUCAUGAUGAUGUUAACGAACUGGUACAGCCCCGAAGGAUCGAACGUGGAAACAUUAACAAGCAACAUGGCUACCGUGUGGGUAAAAAUGGCAUCCAGUUGGGCGUGCUUUCUUAUUUUCACUUGGACGUUAAUCGCACCCAUGAUGUUUCCUGAUCGAGAAUUCUUUUCUUAAAUAUUAAUCGAUGUGACUUGUAUAUAACUUGUGAAAAUGGGCUUUGUUUAUGUUUGAUUUGUUUAUUUUGUCUUUCUUGUUUUAUCUCGUGUUUUUAUUCGUGUACUAUAAAAUUCUUUGUUUUCGCGUUACCCAUCUUUGCGUUGCAUUAUUUUGCUCGCUUAUCUUGAAAUAUUUCACUAGAUGUAAGGAAGGAAGAACCCUUUAUUUCAUUGUGGCAGCUGUAUUAUGCGUUGCUUUUUAGAGUAAAAUGAAUAAAGAUAGAAAAAAAACUUUAAAUUAGCUGAGAGAAGAGAAACGUGACGAGAGUGUGCUUCUUUGAAUUUUUUUAUCCCGUGUAAUUUCACAGCAUAAUGUAUUUAUAACAUAUUAUUUGACUUUUUUAUUUAAGUAUUCGUUGUUGUAAAUGCAAUUCUUGUAUUUCUCUUAACCUCUAACAUUCAUGGCUGUUAUUUAAAAUGUUAGGAUUCUAGAUGUAAUAGACGUCUAAGUAAAACA